AUGCAGAGCUCCAGGACAUUCCUGUUCCAGAUGUGUUUGAGUCUGGUGGUUUCCACUGGCUCCUGCAGCUGUAAACCUCUCAGCAACGACAUUCAAAAAGAGGACCUGGAGGGAUACUACUCCCGGCUGUCAGAGCGGGACCUCCUCGAGGAGGAAGACACGGACUCACGGCUGGAGAGCCUCCUGGGAACCAUGAAGGAGGGCUUCCUGAGGCAACUCAACUUAUCAGAUGUUCCUCAGGAGCACAACAAGAUCUACCCACCUCAGUUCAUGAUAGAGCUCUACAACAAGUAUGCCUCCAACAGCACAGCAAGCCCACAGUCUGAUGUCAUACGAAGCUUCACGGUCCAAGAUAUAACUCACUCAGUGACAAAUGCCACCACAUCAUGGCACAGAUUACAGUUCAACAUCAGUGUGCCCACCCACGAGAGGAUCACCGCUGCUGAACUGCGGCUCUUCCUCCUGCCGGACGCCGGGUCAGGGGCGAUGUCCCACAAAACAACUGUCAAAGUCUACAAGGUGGAUUACAAUGAGCCCGAACCCACGACUCACCUGCUGGUUGAGAGGGAGGUGUUUGGGUCGCACGGUUUCUGGGAGACGUUCGAUGUGACCCGAGCUGUUCAGAGCUGGAUCAAAUCAGGCUGCGGAGAAAGUGGGUUUGAUGUAGAGGUGGAUAGGAAGGACUGUGGAUCUUUUGAAGGCGAUACAGGAUGUUUGCACCUGAGCGUGUCCGUUGGAGACAACACUUCGGCCGCACUGAUAGUCUUCUCAGAUGACCUGGGUAGCAGGAAGCGAGAGACAAAGAAGGAACUGAGAGAGAUGAUUCUCCACGAAGAGGAAACCAUCUUCAGCUCGGGCGCCAACUGGAACGGAGAAGACCAUCUUCCAAACGAAAUCCCUGAAGCCCUGCAUCCGAGGAGGAAGAAGAGGAAGGCAGAGAGGGAGUACUGCCGGCGGACGUCGCUCAAGGUCAACUUCAGAGACAUCGGCUGGGACAGCUGGAUUGUGGCGCCUCCUGAAUACGAUGCGUUUGAGUGUCGCGGCAUGUGUUACCACCCGUUGACGGACGAAUCGACCCCGUCCAAACACGCCCUCAUCCAGACGCUGAUGAACAUCAGGAAUCCCAAGAAGGCCAACAUGGCGUGCUGCGUCCCAAUCAAACUGGACCCCAUCACAGUCAUGUACCAGGAGAACGGUCGUCUCACCAUACGAUACCUGUAUGAGGAGAUGAAGGUGGCAGAAUGUGGAUGUAGGUAG
This is a messenger RNA of Myripristis murdjan (pinecone soldierfish), 1257 nucleotides long. RefSeq names its product growth differentiation factor 2 (gene gdf2). The record is from RefSeq and is a predicted model, not a curated record. Gene Ontology annotation, biological process: BMP signaling pathway. The coding region runs from base 1 to 1257 and encodes 418 amino acids. Gene Ontology annotation, molecular function: growth factor activity; cytokine activity. The transcript is spliced from 2 exons. Lineage: Eukaryota; Metazoa; Chordata; Actinopteri; Holocentriformes; Holocentridae. Gene Ontology annotation, cellular component: extracellular region.